Aureococcus anophagefferens is the source of this 1408-nucleotide messenger RNA. RefSeq lists its product as hypothetical. The record is from RefSeq and is a predicted model, not a curated record. The transcript has 3 exons. The coding region runs from base 5 to 1366 and encodes 453 amino acids. NCBI's taxonomy places the organism in Eukaryota, Pelagophyceae, Pelagomonadales, Pelagomonadaceae.
GACCAUGUUGACUAAAAACCAGGCCCGAUCCGGGUCAAGGAGCCGGUGUUUGCCCUCAGCCCAUUUGUGGGUGCAGCAGCCCAUCUUGCUCACGCCAGCCAAUCUCGUCCUCCAUCGACCGCCGCCGCAUCCUUUCGCCAUGGCGUGUACCGCGUGCUGCUUCUGCUUCUCCGGCGACCCCCUCGGGGAGGACGACUUCCAGGGCAAGCGCGGCGGCCAGUACGGCAAGUUCGCGAACCACCGGGAAAAGUUCCAGAUUUCCAUGGGCGACGCGCCCAUCAAGAACUGCUUCCCCUGCUGCCUCGCCGCGUUGCCCUGCACGUUCGUCUGCGCGGCGCCCGCGUGCUGCUGCUUCCACCCCGGCGCGUGCUGCGAGAAGGACAUCCCGCGGACGUGCAUGUGCAUCGAGGCCUGCUGCUGCGCGGGCCUCGCCGUCUCCUCGACGCGCUUCGUCAUGAUGGAGCAGUACCACUUCAUGGCGGACGAGUGCGACAACCGGCUGAUCCGCUUCAACAACUGCAUCCAGGUCCUGUCCUGCAUCUGCCACGUGCUGGCCAUCUUCAAGCCCCAGUUCCGGGACCUCGCGCAGAUCAUCGACCUCAUCGCCGACAUCGUCUUCUUCUCGACGGCCGGGUGCAUGACCGCGCAGGUCGACUACGAGAUCAACUACAGGGAGUCGCUCGGCGAGUCCCAGGGCCUCCCGGGCGGGCCCGUGGGCAGCCCCAUCAACGCCAUGCCCCAGGCCACCACGUCCAUGGGGGACGCCUGCUGCAAGGCGCCGGGCUGCUGCCUCCUCGGCGGCUGCCCGCUGUCGUUCCUCUGCACGCAGGUCCACAUGCGCUACAAGGUGCUCAACCACGUCGCGCCCGGCAGCGGCUGGGACCACUACGUCUGCUGCCAGGGCUACACGGGCAGCUGCUGCUGCUUCCACCCCGGCGCGUGCUGCGAGAAAGAGAUGCCGCGGACCUGCAUGUUCGUGGAAGCGUGCUGCUGCGCGGGUCUGGCGGUCUCCUCGACGCGCUUCGUGCUCAUGGACCAGUACAAGCUCGUGCCCGACGAGUGCGACAACCGGCUGAUCCGCUUCAACAACUGCAUGCAGGUCCUGUCGUGCAUCUGCCACUUCGCGGCGAUCUUCGACCGCAACCUGCGGGACCUCGCGCAGAUCAUCGACCUCAUCGCCGACAUCGUCUUCUUCUCGACGGCCGGGUGCAUGACCGCGCAGGUCGACUACGAGAUCAACUACAGGGAGUCGCUCGGGUCCGCGGGGGCACUCCCGGGCGCGCCGCCGGUCGCCGUCGCGUCGCCCAUCGCGGCGGAGCCGUACCAGGUCGGCGCGCCGGCGGAGCCGGAGACCAUGGACCGGUGAGCGAAGGGACGUGGGGGCUGUUCAUAAGUGAUGACGACUCCC